Molecule: messenger RNA, 1577 nt
Organism: Zootermopsis nevadensis
Lineage: Eukaryota; Metazoa; Arthropoda; Insecta; Blattodea; Termopsidae
Product: neuropeptide CCHamide-1 receptor-like
Biological process (GO): G protein-coupled receptor signaling pathway
Cellular component (GO): plasma membrane
Molecular function (GO): protein binding; G protein-coupled receptor activity
Source: RefSeq, a predicted model, not a curated record
GCUUAGUUUCAUAUGGAGUGUAUCCACGAGCAUCACAUCCUACAGGAGAAGGAAUUUUCUCUACCUAGUUACGUCAAGCUACAACCAAAUUAGUUGAAUUCUGCAUAUUUCAUUAAGAUUACAGCAAAUUCGCCAUGCUAUCAAGAGUGACAGUUCUUUUACUCAUGCUUCUGAUGACCUCGCCCGUUCUCAUUUUCUGGGCAUGGUUGCUCAUCCUGCCAACAAGAGUAGCAUUUCUGUGUCCUGAGGGAUGCUGGUGUGAUCCAGAGGGCAACACCAUCGAUUGCUUCAAUUCGUCAUUAAAUAAUAUUCCCAAAAUUUCCCUGAAGAACGUCCGGGAACUUGAAUUUCGUCACAUCAAUCUGACCUAUUUGCGGAAGGACAGUUUUCUUGCCAGCAGAAUGACACAGCUGGAAACCCUUCGCUUAGACAACUGUGGAAUUGUCAGAGUAGAACCUGAAGCAUUCAACGGGCUUAUCAAGUUGGUACUACUGUCAAUGACUGGCAAUAAGAUGAAUGAAAUAGAACCACGAACAUUUGAAAAUCUCACAAACCUCGAAAGACUUUACUUGAUAAAUAACAAAAUCGAAAACCUGGAACUACACGCGUUCGUCGGUUUGCCAAAUUUAAGUAAAAUCUGGCUUAAUACAAACAAAAUACAGUACCUUCACCCGGAUUCGUUUCUAGACGCAUUAAAUUUAUUCUCAUUGCAUUUAGACAAAAAUCCAAUGGCGAAAAUUCCAACAGACCACCAACUUAUAAAUUCUCAAUCUUUGAGAAAUCUUCACAUAUCAAACUGCAAUGUGAGUUCUGUAUCAGCGGAAACAUUUGCGAACGUCAGUGGACUGGAAACGCUGGACUUGAGUGGAAAUCAUCUGGCAGACAUCGACGUAAAAAUCUUUGCCGUUCUGCCACAACUAUCCACAUUCCGAAUCGCCCUAAAUCCCCUAAAGUGUGACUGUCAGCUGCAGCAAGCGUGGAGAUGGUGUCAGAACCGCAACAUAACAACAGACACCGGCGACAAAGCGCCAGAAUGUGACGGUCCAGGAGAAGUGAAAGGAAUGUGGUGGGACGUCUUGAAGCACUCGCAGUGCUUACAGAAUCAAAUAUCGUAUCACGGAGACUAUAAAACGGUACGCUACAAAUACACUGUUGCAGAUAAUAAAUUUAAAAGGUACGGUCGUUUUAAAACACACGUCCAAACUUUAGUAUACGCGAUUCUGUUCGUGUUUGGGGCAACUGGAAAUGUGAUAAUUCUUAUCAUUAUCGUGUGUAACAAGGAAAUGCACACUGUACCAAACAUGUACAUCCUUAACUUGGCUAUAAGCGAUGUGAUGUCCUUAAUAAUAAAUCUACCUCUUACUCAGGCACGCAUGAUGUCAGGCAAGUGGAAUUAUGGCGAAUUCUUGUGCAAGUUUUUCGCAUUUUUUCGUCGCGUGUCAAUUGGUCUGUCAGCGUACUCUGUAGCCUUACUCAGCAUACAGCGAUACAGAGUAACAGUAAACCCUAUCCAAAUUCAUGUCCAUUCUCCAGUAACCUGGCGUGUUACUGCGGCAACCAUUUGUGGAUUGUGGAUU